Molecule: messenger RNA, 1954 nt
Organism: Trichoplusia ni (cabbage looper)
Lineage: Eukaryota; Metazoa; Arthropoda; Insecta; Lepidoptera; Noctuidae
Product: zinc finger protein 567-like
Exons: 8
Coding region: 354-1895 (513 amino acids)
Cellular component (GO): nucleus
Molecular function (GO): zinc ion binding
Source: RefSeq, a predicted model, not a curated record
AAUGGUCGAGAUAAUAAAAUAAUUAAAACCUACUGUUUCAAGAAUAUAAGGUAAAGUAACGAUAAAAGAUUUUUAGCUUUGGGGUAAAUUAAAUCAUAUUAUGGCAACAUUAUAUAUCCUUAAUGUCAAACUUAAAUCAAAACUUUACGACUUACGAGUUGCUUUUCGGAAAUUCGGACUCUCAUUUCGCGUUAAUAAUUUAAUUAAAAUACUGUACGUUAUUUAAUUUAUUUUUAAGUGGUAAAGAAAGUUAAAUAAAAAGCUGCUUUGAAUCAUAAUAUUUAAAUUCAGACGGUGUAUCAACUCUUUCUUAAUGUUUAACAAAAACAAAUAAACAUUGCAUUAUAAUUAACAUGGAAAGUAUGUGCAGGUUUUGCUUACAAGUAUCUAAUGAAGAUAAUAUGAUCAAAUUACAUGCAGAAAGCGAUGUUAUCUCGAAAAUUCAGUCAAGUUUGUCAAUACAAAUAACAAUUCAAGAUUCCCUCCCAAACCAGUCAUGCAAAGAAUGUGAAGACAAAAUAACAAUUAUAUACGAAUACUAUUUAAAAGUAAAAGAAAGUGAAGAAAAAUUACAACAAUACCUAAACAAUGGUUCCAUGGAAGCUUUUAGUCCACAACUAGCAAAUAAAAUAAAUAUAAAAGAAGAAAAUGAUAGAUUAAUAUUUUGUGAAAGUGAAUACAUUAAAAAUGAAGAUGCAGAUCACAAACCUAUAACAAAUAGCACAAAAGAGAAUAAUUUCAAUGAAUUCAAUGAAAAUGAUGAUAUUAAGAAUGAAAUCUGUAUGGAUACAGACAACUAUGACACAUCACACAAUUCUGAUGAAGACACAACCCUAUCUGCCAUAAAAAACAAUAAGACAUCACCAUUAAAAGCUUCUAGAAAACCUAAGAGGCAAAAAACAAAAACACAUCCACAAAAACAUCAUAAAAUUGAACCGCAGAAUGGUACUGACACAACUUCAGACGCACUCAAACAGUUUACGUGUCUAACUUGUCUGUACGUCUGUAAGUCACAAUCUGAUCUCAUAAAACAUUACCAUGAUAACCAUAUGCUGAAUAAAGUAACAUAUUCUGUUGAUGGUGAUGAGGGUACUGUGGUAUACAAAUGUGAUGGUUGUGGGAUGAUCUGUGAUAGCAUUGAGGAUAUGGAAAUACAUUUGGGUCUUCAUAAAGAUGAGAGGCCAUUGAUUUGUAAGAUUUGUGGAAGAAUGUACAAAACCGUGACGGAGAUAAUCCGGCACGCGCGCGCACACAACGGCUUCAAGCUGCAGUGCUCACACAAAUGUGGGUACACCACCGCUUACAGAGGCGCUCUGAAAGAACACGAGAAUAGACAUCUCGAUGUUUAUAAAUAUACAUGUGAGAAAUGCGGUAAGGGUUUCCACGCUAAGACAUGGUACGAGCAACACCAGAACAUACAUAACGGACUGAAGCCAUUCUCCUGCGAUCUAUGUGGUCUAGCUUUUCAUAUGGACAGGUAUCUAACAGCCCACAAGACCUCCAUGCACCCGCAGACGUCCAGCGUUAAGCGAUACAUUUGUGUGCAUUGUAACCAAAAGUGCGAUAGUGCCAACAGUCUAGCCAUACAUUUAGAGAAACACGGUAUAAACAAGGAAAAGGAGUUUCUAUGCGACUUCUGUGGGAAGAUCCUGGCGAGUGGAGACCAGCUCAAGUAUCAUCAUCGGAUGCACUCCGGUGUUAAGCCAUAUUCCUGCAGCAUAUGCAACAAGACAUUUGCCAAGAAGUUCAAUGUGAAGGUCCACAUGAGCUCUCACUCCAGCGAGAAGAGUCACGCCUGUACGGUUUGUGGGAAACGGUAUACGCAGAGGAGUACACUUCUAAGGCACGUAAGAAGGCACCAUGCUGGUGGCACCUCACCAAUCCAGCCUGGAUGACAUUUAAGAAGUAUUGAAAAUCUGUUAAGAUUUACAAUAAAAUGAUCUUGUAGUUGUAA